Tyto alba (common barn owl) is the source of this 3009-nucleotide messenger RNA. RefSeq names its product ankyrin repeat and SOCS box containing 14 (gene ASB14). Bases 834 to 2639 code for a protein of 601 amino acids. Gene Ontology annotation, biological process: intracellular signal transduction. NCBI's taxonomy places the organism in Eukaryota, Metazoa, Chordata, Aves, Strigiformes, Tytonidae. The record is from RefSeq and is a predicted model, not a curated record. The transcript has 10 exons. Gene Ontology annotation, molecular function: protein binding.
UUAUUUCUUCCUACAUUUGGAUAUAUAUUGUUGCAGUUUUUUAUGUAUAUCCCUUACAAGCAUUAGAGAAGAACAUGCAUGCAGUGAUGAAGAAUGCAGAAUUGUGAGUUUAUCUGUUUUAAAUGGCUGUAGAUUAUGUACACAAGAUGGUAAGGUUGGUAUUUUUUUCAAGCAUUGAGUCUGAUGAUGUUUCAUUUGGAAGGCUGAUACACAUAAUAGCGCGGAUCUCCAAUACUUUCCUGACUACAAGAUAUGGCCCUAAUUAUAUCUUUGUUGAAGCAGUUUGAACAAAAGCUAUUAUUAAAAAAUUUCAUGUCCUUCACUUGCCCUUCACUUCCAGGCCCUCUGUGAACAAACUAAAAAACCAUCCUGAGUCUUACUGAACAUGUUUUCCUAAGGAAAGAUCAGAGCACAGUUGUGAUGAUAUUUGAGUGUCCAAAAGACUUAAGAGGGAAUGACUAUUUCUCCGAAAACUAAGUUUUACUUACGUUUGUUGCUUUCUGAUAAGUAAUACCAGAACAAGUAGCUAUUCUGUAUGUUCAGCCUGUGGAACGGAGAUAAAAGCUAGCACAUUCUAUUGGAAUAGAAAACCUUUACUCCGUUCUGAAUAGAAUAACUCUUUGCAGCUCAAACUUAAAUACUUGGGAGAAGGCUGGAGCUUGAGAUGGGGAAGUUCCAAUUCAUUUAUUAUGAACUGUGCUUUAUUUCUCUUAAUACUUAAACAGUGAUUGCUAUUUGUAUUACUCCAGUUCUAACCUGAAGAUUUAACAUCUGCUUCCAAUUAAAAAGCAGUGGUUCCCUACGAAGAGUAAUUCAGGUUGUGCUGAUUUGCCAUGUAUAAUUCUACAUACAUGUUUGAUGAUGAUUCUGAUGAUGAAAUCCCCACCCAACAAGCUAUUCAGGAAAGCUUGCGAGAUAGGCAUAAAAUUGAAACAAGUGGCAGUGCAACAAAGGAUGAAAGUUUCCAGCAUAUUGCAAGUAAAGAACAUGGAAAGAUAAUUGCAGCAAUUCGGACAGUUAAUGUCUGUCUGAUCACAGGCCAAGAAGAGGCCUUGGCGAAGUUAGUGAGGCACAGUUCUGCUUUUGAAGAAGUAGAUCAGCAUGGCUGGCUUCCUUUGCAUGAAGCUGCAGCACAGCUAAAUAAGAACAUCCUUGAAAUAACUUUGAAAGCCUCCUGUGCCAUUUCGUGGGAACAGACCACUCUAAAAGGGGAAACGCCUCUCUUGGUGGCAGUAAGAAAUUGCUUUGUAGACAAUGUCCGCGUUCUCCUGCUCAAUGGCUGCAAUCCCAAUGUUAAGAAUGAAGAGGGAGAUUCUCCUUUAGUUAUAGCGAUUAAACUUGAUUCGUAUGAGAUUGCCUCCUUGCUGAUAAAUUCUGGUGCAAAUGUGAAUUUGCAGUGUGUCCACAAGAGGACAGCUUUACAUGAGGCAGCCAGGCUAGGCAGGAAGGAUCUGGUGAAGCUUCUCCUUCGUUCUGGAGCAGAUCCUGACCCUCGCAGCGGAUAUGGGCUCACACCUCUAGCACUGGCUGCACAGAUCGGACAUACAGAAAUUAUGGAGCUCUUACUGCAAAAAGGUGCAGAUGUUCUUUCACAGGCAAUGGAUUGUGCUUCUAUAUUAUUUGAAGCAGCAGGAGGAGGAAAUCCAGAUUCUCUGAGUCUUUUACUAGAAUAUGGGGCUGAUGCCAAUGUACCAAAGCACUCUGGUCAUUUGCCAAUCCACAGAGCUGCAUAUAGAGGACACUUUCUAGCCCUAAAAAAUUUGGUUCCGGUUACUAAUUUUGACGCCAUUAAAGAAAGUGGGAUAAGUCCAGUUCACUCAGCAGCAGCAGGAGCACAUCCUCAGUGCCUUGAAUUUCUCCUCAAAUCUGGGUUUGAUGCCAAUUUUAUGCUGGAUCAAAGAGUUCGCAAAGGCUACGAUGACCACCGGAAAUCAGCGUUGUACUUUGCUGUUUCCAAUGGGGAUAUCUGUUCAACACAGUUGCUGUUGAAUGCUGGAGCCCUGCCAAACCAAGAUCCCAUCAACUGUCUCCAAAUAGCCUUGAGAAUGGGAAAUUAUGAAUUAGUGAAUCUACUGCUCCAACACGGGGCUAAUGUCAAUUACUUCUGCAGAGUGAAUACAACGCAUUUUCCAUCAGCUCUACAGUAUGCUCUGAAAGAUGAAGUCAUGCUGAGAAUGCUGAUGAGCUACGGGUAUGAUGUCCACCGCUGCUUUGAUUGCCCUCAGGGAAACAGUUCACAUUCCCAGUAUGUGACUGAUGGAUGGACUUCUACUGUUAUCAAAGAUACAAUGUUCUGUGAAGUGAUAACCUUGUCGUGGUUGAAGCAUUUAUCUGGGAAAGUAGUGCGAGUCAUGCUGGAUUAUGUCGAUCACGUUAGUAUCUGCUGGAAGCUAGAAGCCGUUCUCAAGGAACAGGAACUGUGGCCAGACAUCAGUUUGAUUUUGACAAAUCCUCGCUCUCUGAAGCAUCUUUGUCGUCUGAAGAUACGGGCAUGCAUGGGUCGGUUGCGUCUCCGUCGUCCUAUCUUCAUGACCUUCCUUCCACUGCCAAACUGCCUGAAGGACUAUGUACUGUACAAGGAAUAUGAUCUUUAUGGACAGGAGAACUUCACAGGAACCUACAGCUUCAACUGCACAUAAUUAUUAGUUCUGUAUUUUGAAGGGAAUGUUGAUGUGGCUAAGACUGUUGUGCAGCUGCUUUCUUCUUUUGGGAUUUUAUCUCCUAUGUGUAUUAAGGAAUGCCAGCAUUUCCCCCCCUCACCCCUUGAAGAAAAUGGGGAGAACACCGAAAUAUAAGUAUUGGUGAUCCCAUUCUAUAUAUCUACUGGACUAUAAACUAGUGGAAAGUUAUGGCAAUAGUAUUUUAAAUGCUUAGUGUAAAAAUUUAAGGAACUGUAACAUGCAGGGCUGCAAACCUUGGGUUAUUGCUAGCAGGUAACACUACCCCCAUUGCAGGGAUAAACUUGGGGUUUAGUUAAAGGUCAGGGAUUUGUUUUAACUAAAAUCAGGA